This is a messenger RNA of Electrophorus electricus (electric eel), 4578 nucleotides long. The record is from RefSeq and is a predicted model, not a curated record. NCBI's taxonomy places the organism in Eukaryota, Metazoa, Chordata, Actinopteri, Gymnotiformes, Gymnotidae.
UCUGCGCUCGCUCUUCGUCCCCUCCCUCACUCUGCCUCGCGCUCGGCUCUAUCUUUCCACUCGCAUUGCUCUCGCGCCGACAGUGUAAGAUAGACACGCUUCGCGAUGGCGCGCGUCGGAGCUCCUCCCCGGGUUUUUGCGCACCUGUAUCCGGCUUUCAUCUUCGCGUUGCCGUGGAUGUCAGUGCUCGGAUCCGUCUGCUGUGACAGCAGCGUUUUGAACCGGAGAAACGGGGGUCGUACUGACAGCUACGCUCGGGAUCUCGCUGGAGACGAGGCGCUUCCCGCGAUGCUCAGCCGCGGAGGAGAGAACGGGGAUCCGGGCGGUCCGGCGGGGCUUUCCCGGCUCCGGAGGGCACUGCCCCGGGAGAAAGUCUCGCUGCUCAGUAGCUCCUUCGUUCUCAAAGGGGAUGCCACCCACAACCAGGCGAUGGUCCACUGGACCGGCGACAACAGCAGCGUCAUCCUGAUACUCACGAAAUACUACCAUGCCGACUCCACCAAGGUGCUCGAGAGCUCCCUCUGGAGGUCCAGUGAUUAUGGGACCACCUAUACUAAGCUCAACCUGAUGCCUGGAACGACCAUCAUAGUGACAAAUUUCUACAUUUGCCCAAGUAACAAGAAGAAGGUGGUCCUGAUCAGCUCCUCCAUUAACGAGCGGGACCAGAUGCUGUUCAUCAGCAUGGACGAGGGGGCGUCGUUCCAGAGACAGCCUGUCUCCUUCACCAUGGAAACGUUGCUGUUCCACCCAUCUGAAGAGGAUAAACUCCUGGCCUACAGCAAGGAGGCCAAGCUGUAUGUCUCUGCUGACCUGGGACACAGAUGGACACUGCUACAGGAGAGAGUGACCAAGGACCGGCUGUUCUGGUCUGUGUCUGGAGUGGAUGUGGAUCCUGAUUUGGUUCAUAUGGAGAUGCAGGACACCAGUGGAGGAUAUCUUUAUGUGACCUGCCUUAUCCAGAAUUGCUCUGAUAAAAUGGUCACGGCACAAUUCCUGGGAAAGAUUGACCCAAACUCUCUGGCAGUGCGGAAGGAUUACAUCUUUGUGAAGGUUACCACGGGUAACCGUACCAAGCACUAUGUGUCAUACCGCAGGAAUGAGUUUAUUCAGAUGAGGUUCCCCAAGUAUGCCCUACCCAAGGAUGUGCAGAUUGUUAGCACGGAUGAGAACCAGGUGCUGCUGGCUCUGCAGGAGUGGUACCAGACAGACACGUAUAACCUGUACGAGUCGGAUCCGCAGGGCGUCUACUACACCAUGGUGCUGGAGAAUGUGCGCAGCACCAAGCAGCCGGAGGAGAACGUACUCAUCGAUGUGCUGGAGGUGCGGGGCAUCAAGGGAGUGUUCUUAGCCAAUCAGAAAGUAGACGGCAAAGUCAUGACACUCAUCACAUACAACAAGGGCCGGGACUGGGAACCCUUGGCUCCGCCCACCACCGACAUGAAUGGCAAACCAGUUAACUGCAAACAGCCAGACUGCCACCUUCAUCUUCACCUGCGAUGGGCUGAUAAUCCAUAUGUUUCUGGAACAGUCCACACCAAAGACUCCGCCCCCGGCCUCAUCAUGGGUGCAGGUAAUCUUGGUUCGCAACUAGUUGAGUACAAAGAGGAGAUGUACAUCACAUCCGAUUGUGGGAAGACCUGGAGACAGGUGUUUGAGGAGGAGCACCACAUCCUGUAUCUGGAUCAUGGAGGUGUCAUUGUGGCUAUCAAAGACACAUCCAUCCCCCUGAAGAUACUGAAGUUCAGCGUGGAUGAGGGGCGCACGUGGAGUGUACACAACUUCACCAGCACAUCUGUGUUUGUGGAUGGCCUGCUGAGUGAGCCUGGGGACGAGACAUUAGUUAUGACUGUGUUUGGUCACAUUAGCUACCGCUCGGACUGGGAGCUGGUGAAGGUGGAUUUUCGUCAGUCUUUCCCCAGGCAGUGUACCGAGGAAGACUAUGUCUCCUGGAGACUCACCAACCUCCAGGGAGAUGCUUGCAUCAUGGGCCAGGAGAGAACUUUCCGGAAAAGGAAGGCAUCGUCUCUGUGUGUUAAAGGGAAGAGCUACAUAUCAGCGCUCACCACUAAGCCCUGUGAAUGUAGCGAGAAAGACUUUACCUGUGACUAUGGAUUUGAACGUGCCUCCAGCUUGAGAGCAGAGGGCAGCCACUGUUACCCCGACUUCUGGCAUAAUCCUGAUGCUCCACCUGACAGCUGCCUUUUGGGGCACACUUACCAGUCUAGCACAGGCUACCGCAAGGUCGUCUCUAACCUAUGUGAAGGAGGAACCAACAAAGAACAGAGCGCCAAGCAGCACUCCUGCCCUCUGCUGCCCCCUAGAGGUCUGCAGCUGGGGAUUAAGGGACAGAUGCUCACUGUGGCGCCUGGUGAUGACAUCACCUUCGUUGUCCAUCAGGAACAGGGCGAUGCCUCCAGCACCAGGUACCAGGUGGACCUGUGGGAUGGCAUACGGGCGAUCUACGAGAACCUGACAGUAACAGACGAGCCAAUCCAGCAUCGCUACGAGAAGCCGGGCGUCUACCGCGUCAGUGUGCAGGCAGAGAACUCAGCCGGCCUGGAGAAAGCUGUGCUCUACAUCCAGGUCACCACACCUCUACAGGAAGUACAUCUGGAAGUGGUUCCCAUUGCAGGGAGGAACCAGGAAGUGAACUUAACAGCCGUGGUGCUUCCUGUAGAUGCUAAUCUGACUGUGUUCUACUGGUGGAUCGGGGAUGACCUGCAGCCCAAGCUGACCCUGGAGAACAGUUUACUCACCAGGUUUCCUGAAGAGGGUGAGGUCUCUGUCACUGUGCAGGCCUCCAAUGGUCGCUCCUCAGUGCAGGACAGCAAGACCAUCCACAUUUAUGAUAACUUCCAGGUCAUUCCUCUCAGGUUCAGUCAGAAUCUGGACCGCUUCAACCCCAAUAUUCCAGAGUGGAGGAGGGAUGUGGGCCAAGUGGUCACCAAGACGCUAGCCAAGAUUACAGGGGUUCCUCAGGAUUCUCUCGUUACCAUGGUGAAGCCUGGUCUACCCACAACAGCACGGCUGUAUGUUUUACCUCCGGAGGGUGUGCCAGCCAAACGCAAUGUGUUUGUGGAUAAGCAUGUUUCUGCCCUUAAACAGGCUCUGAGAGAGAACAAUGUGAGUUUCAUUGUGAGGGGCGGGCUGAGAGUGUUGGUGACGCUGGCAGAUCCAGACGCAGGCUCUCACACUGUUGCUGUCAGUCCUGUGAUGUGGGCUUUAGCUGCUCUUCUCCUUGUCACCUUCCUCUCCACCGGAGUCUUCCUCCUCUACAAAUUCAAAAGGAAGCUGCCGGGCCGGAAUGUCUAUGCCCAGAUGCACAAUGAGAAGGAACAGGAAAUGACCAGCCCUGUCAGUCAUGGAGAUGACACGCAAAACAUCAUCCAGGGUGAGGAAUUUAUUGACGACGACCUGGACUCACAGACUCUGGGGAACGGCCGAGGAAAUCACUCAGUCAUGGUGGUUUAUGUGAACGGAUUUGUGAACGCUGGUCUGGGUGACAUCGGAGGCCACUGAGCACUGGACUACUAAACUCCUCAUCACUAGAUGAAGAUGUCUGACUGGCACUAAUCAUGUAGUGGUUUGUUUUGUAUUGUUGUCCAGAAGGACUGAAGAAACUGACUGUUCAAAGACACACUGGCUGGUUUUUCACUAGCAGACCAGGCUAGUCACUGCUAACGUCAUAAAUGGCUUUGCCCUAAAAUCCUGAUUUUUGCCCAAAAAUGGGUGCAGAGUUCUUGGAAGUUAGAACCAAAAAAAAGUAAAUCGGGAUUCUUCAUUUUGGGGUCUCACCAGCUGGGGACCAUGUCUAGCUUCGGGCUGAGUCAAACAGCUGUCUCAGGCCACUACAUUCUCUCUUGAGUCACACUGGGGUCAGUUCCACCUGGCUUUAACCAAAAUGUCAUGACAGUCAUGUCUAAUCAUAACCUCACCACUUUUAUGGUGAUGUUACGUAAUGUAUGACAAUAACAUAAGUCUGCAGAUAUUUUAUUUCUAUACAGACUGGUCUGGUUGCAGCAGAAUCUGGACUGUGGGAAUAACUAGAAUAACCUUUUCUUUUGUAGCAAUAUAUGAUCUCGUUUGGUUCAGUAGUGGUUGUGUGGUGAUGUGCGGUCUGUAUUUUCACCCUCUCAUGGUGGAAGGGAAGGACAGAGAAAGCACAGGAGAGCCCUCACGCUGCUCUCAGGCGGAGGAGGAGGAGAAAUGCUGCCCCAGCUGCUGAUCCUGGAUCAACACUUUCAGCUUUCUGGAGUGAAGUUACACAGAUUGAAAAAGGGGCAAACUGUCCCUGAAACUGCACUCUUUCUCUGAGAGGACUCAUGAGUAAAAGCACAGAGAAGGGCCCUUGUUGUUUACUGACACAAUAUUAGUGGGAAAAUAACUGCACAGUUUUGUUGUUAUGGUUUGUUUAAUUUCCUUUAUUUUUCUUUUUGAAAGUGAAAAUGCUUCAGAAGAUGUGCGGUAUUUAACUCUUGUGUGUGGAUGGGAACACAUCCACACACACACACACACACACUGUAUAGGUUUGUUUUCAUGGUUUGAUCUGUUAAAUAAAAGAUUAACAUUCUUCAUGAA